AUGCCUCCAGCUCAGGUAUCCGAUCCCGACGUUGAUGUUGAAAUGAACCAUGAAGAGGAUGAUGAUCAGGUUGAGCGCCUCAUCAACGAAGAGUAUAAGACAUGGAAGAAAAACAGCCCCUUUCUAUACGAUAUGAUUCUGGGGACGGCCUUGACGUGGCCAACUCUGACUGUCCAGUGGUUCCCGGACGUCAAGGAACCAGAGGGCAAGAACUACCGCAUGCACCGCCUGCUCCUUGGCACGCAUACGUCCGACGAGAGUACAAAUUUCCUGCAGAUUGCCGAUGUUCAAAUCCCCAAAGCUGUCACGCCGAACCCGGCCAAUUACGAUGAGGAGCGAGGCGAAAUUGGUGGCUAUGGAAACUCUAGCGACGUUGCUGCCAUCAAAUGCGACAUUGUCCAGAAGAUUGAGCAUCCCGGUGAGGUAAACAAGGCUAGGUAUCAGCCUCAAAACCCAGAUAUCAUCGCCACGCUUUGUGUCGAUGGCAAGAUCCUCAUCUUUGACCGCACCAAGCACCCUCUUCAGCCAACCACUCUUGGCAAGGUGAAUGCCCAGAUUGAGCUGGUUGGUCACAAGUCGGAAGGGUUCGGCCUCGCCUGGAAUCCCCACGAGGCUGGAUGCCUAGCUUCCGGAAGUGAAGACAAGACAAUGUGCCUAUGGGACUUGAAAACGCUCGAGGCCGAAUCCAAAAUUCUCAAGCCGUCGCGCAGAUACACUCACCAUACACAGGUUGUCAAUGAUGUGCAAUAUCAUCCCAUCUCGAAGAAUUUCAUUGGGUCUGUUAGUGACGACCAAACACUUCAAAUUGUUGAUAUCAGACAUGACAACACAUCUACGGCAGCUCUCGUUGCUAGACGCGGCCAUCUCGAUGCAAUUAAUGCCCUUGCUUUCAACCCUAAUUCAGAAGUCCUUGUUGCUACCGCCUCUGCAGACAAGACUGUUGGCAUCUGGGAUCUAAGAAACGUCAAAGAGAAGGUUCACACCCUCGAGGGACACAAUGAUGCCGUGACGAGCUUAUCAUGGCACCCAAGUGAGGCUGGAAUCUUGGGUAGUGGUAGCUACGACAGGAGAAUCAUAUUUUGGGAUCUCUCUCGCGUGGGAGAAGAGCAACUGCCUGAUGACCAAGAUGACGGACCCCCAGAACUGCUCUUCAUGCACGGCGGACAUACCAAUCACCUUGCCGACUUCAGCUGGAACCCCAACGAGCCAUGGCUAGUUGCCAGUGCCGCCGAGGACAAUCUGCUGCAAAUCUGGAAGGUCGCAGAGUCUAUUGUCGGCAAGGAUGACGGCGAGUUGCCUGUCGAUGAGCUUGACCGAUAG
Molecule: messenger RNA, 1320 nt
Organism: Pochonia chlamydosporia 170
Lineage: Eukaryota; Fungi; Ascomycota; Sordariomycetes; Hypocreales; Clavicipitaceae
Product: chromatin assembly factor 1 subunit C
Exons: 6
Coding region: 1-1320 (439 amino acids)
Biological process (GO): regulation of gene expression
Cellular component (GO): Rpd3L complex; Rpd3L-Expanded complex; cytoplasm
Molecular function (GO): histone binding
Source: RefSeq, a predicted model, not a curated record